Messenger RNA from Orbicella faveolata, 1227 nucleotides. RefSeq lists its product as uncharacterized. Gene Ontology annotation, cellular component: RNA polymerase II transcription regulator complex. Gene Ontology annotation, molecular function: protein dimerization activity; DNA-binding transcription factor activity. The record is from RefSeq and is a predicted model, not a curated record. Lineage: Eukaryota; Metazoa; Cnidaria; Anthozoa; Scleractinia; Merulinidae. Gene Ontology annotation, biological process: positive regulation of transcription by RNA polymerase II.
UAAAAUUCCUCCGGCUUAGUGUGGACAGAAAACAUUUCAUGCAUUUUCAGAGUGAAAUCUCCGUUUUCAAAAAUGUGGCCGGGUCUACGCGUCACAAAAUAAAAUCGAGGCAUUCGCAGGUUCAUUAGGAAGGCGUGCACGUGCUAGUUUGCAAAACGCACGAUUUUGCAUUGUUCGUGAAAAAAAAACACUCUCGCGAUUCACGCGGGAAUGUUUUGGCAUCAUUUGUUACAUCGCGCAACCUAAUUUUCCGCGUCUUUCUCACCAGCAAUUAAAUUAGGAAGCCAAAUCAUUAAAAUUGCACCAAAUUAUGGAGUUCCCUUUCCCUGAAGCAGGGCAUGAGAAAUUCCAUGCAAAAACGAAACCAAAGCUUAUAACAAAAUCGAAGCCUAAGAAUUCUUUUGGUAGAAGAGCGCAUCACAACGCACUCGAACAACAAAGGAGAGGAAUUAUCCGUGGUUGCUUUGAAAGUCUUCGCAAAUCCGUGCCAUCGCUGGCUUCAGAGGACAAGAAGUUAUCAAGGUCAGGAAUUUUGAGAGAAACUGCAAGGUACAUCAAGACGAGCAAGGAACGAAUAGCGCAACAUCUCAAUGAUCUGGAAGAACUUCGCUUGCAAAACGAGCUAUUAAGCGGGGAAGUCGAUUUAGGAUACCUCCACGAAACACCUCUUCUAUGCGAAGAUUUCAACAGCUUUACAAAAACUUCGACCGAAGUUGAAGAAAUUACAAACAGCCCUCAAACAAGCAACAGCAUUCCAGAGAAAUUUUCCAAUUACACACAAGAUCAUUUGCCAAUUGCUUCACGCCUUGACAAUAAGGAUAUUGUUGUUAUGGAAAAAGAUUUAUUCGGAAGCGGCGAAUCUGUGGCGAGGGAGAUGUUUCGUAGGAAGAUUUCCUCAGAUGAAGAGUAUGGCAUCGAUGAUGGGUGUUUUGUACAAUCACCAUUCUCAAUUUAUGGCCCAUCUUAGUUUGUAGACGUAUAAUUCGUUCCCUCGGGAAAAAAACAAGUUGUCUUGUCACAAGAGGAAAAGAAGGAGAUUUACAAGUAACCGUAAUGGACAUUUGAGAUGUGCAGAAGUGUACAAUGUGGUGGUGGUGUUGUUUUUGCACAAGUUUUUGUUUACAAGCGAAGGCUGUCCAUUAAUUAUAUAAAGCGUUCAUACUUUAUUGAAUAUAAAGUUGAGGCAUAUAUUAACGUGCAAGUAAGCUUUUUAAGGCAGCCGCUUUU